GCCAACAUGGCCAUGGUAGUUACUGCCACUCAGUACUUGAAGAGUGUUAUUGACAUUUUGAUGGAGUACGAGGAAACACAAGAUAGUACGAAAUGGACGGUAACUCAGACAUUGAUAGUGGGUGGCAGUGCAUUGGUUGGGGCUUUGAUAGGAGGUAGAACAGGAGGAGCAAUGGGAGGAGCAGUAGGAGCUCUGUUAGGAGUAGUUGCUGUACCCGAUUACAAGCCUCUGGUUCAGUGUCUCCAGGAGAUGGACGACGAUCAGAAAGAAGAUAUCGCCAGGAAGAUUAGGACCAGGGUCGGGAAUCCGGCUACCAUGGCCUUGAAGGAGUUUGUGCGAAAUGCGCCUCAAAACAUAGAGUGGAUCAAACAACAAUUUGAAAUUCAGUAAUCUUGACUAGAUGAUUUUUCACUGU
Messenger RNA from Bolinopsis microptera, 415 nucleotides. Its product is annotated as protein C19orf12 homolog. Bases 7 to 390 code for a protein of 127 amino acids. The transcript has 2 exons. NCBI's taxonomy places the organism in Eukaryota, Metazoa, Ctenophora, Tentaculata, Lobata, Bolinopsidae. The record is from RefSeq and is a predicted model, not a curated record.